UGCUUUUCUCCACUGAAUGUCAAACGACUACAAGUGUGCAGCAGUGUCUCAAUUUGCACUUGAAGACGGCGGAAGUUGCAGUUUGAGAGCACUUGAUGGCUGCGUCAAUUGUGCGCACAGAGAAAGGGAGAGAGAGAGAAGUGAGGAGGCGAUCGGAGUGCAGCUGGAUAGAAACUGUUGGAUGCCGGCGUUUUAGCAAAAUAUGGACAGCUACGCUCUGGGAGCAUGUGACUAAUUCGGGACCUGUGGGCUACGUGGCACCAUCGCUGCAUCUUCGGACUGAUCUCCCCUGCUAGGAAGGUUGGCCCUCAUCGAGGGACCUUCUCCAAAGCUCUUGCGUGCGUGUGCUCUCUUAUGAGUCAGACGAUAUUCCUCCAGGAAAUGGAGACGUUGCCUAAUUAAGGCAGGAGAAGCUUUUUUGGACGUCCGGGGAACUUUUUAUUUGCUCUUGUGAAGUUUUUAUUUUAAACUAUGACCCCUCCUGAUUUCCUUUUUUUGAGAUUGGUUGCUGCUUGAGGUUUUGUGGGAUUAGUCGUUAAACCUGAAGACACCCUCCUUGAAGGAUAUAUUCAAGUCCAAAUAAGCUCCUUGCAAGACACACUGAGGGAAAGACAGCCAGAGAAAAGGGGUGAAACAAUUUGUGAAGGGCAGAUGGCUUUGCUGCUCACAAACCAACAGCCGUAGGAAUAAAAUAUUUAUAUAGGGGCGGACGUGACAUCUGGAAGAGAGCUCGGUGUGUGAUGGUGUCCCCCCUCCUAUCAGUCUCGGAGACAUGCCUGUGCAGGAGAUGGCGGUGAGUCCUGUCAAGUCCCUGCACUGGGAGAAGUUCCCCCCCAUGUCCCAGCGCAGAGUCUACUGCACCCCCAUCUACCACGAAGGCCUGCUCUACGUGCUGGGGGGCUGCAGUGAGACCGGCAUGCCCCUGGACAGCGUGGAGGUGCUUGAUGUGGAGAGCCAGACAUGGAGCCAGCUGCCACCUCUGCCCACAGCGCGAGCAGGUGCCGCCGCCGUGGCGCUGGGGGGGCAGGUCAUGGUCUUGGGAGGAAUGAAUCAGCAACAGACCCCGCUGGCAUCAGUGGAAGUUUUUCACCCAGAUGAGGGGAAAUGGGAACCGAAAGCUAGCCUGGGGCAGCCGUCCAUGGGCACCACCACAGUGGAGAAAGAUGGCAAGGUGUACGCAUUGGGGGGAAUGGGGGCGGACAUCACACCGCAGGCCCUGGUGAGAGUUUAUGAGGCAGAAAAGGAUCAAUGGCAGCCGCUGACUUCAAUGCCGACACCGCGAUAUGGAGCUAUCCCCUUCGUAAAAGGAAACAAAAUCUACAUCAUGGGUGGUCGUCAAGGAAAGAUGCCAGUGACAGCGCUGGAGGCAUUCGACCUGGAAAUGAAGAGCUGGACACGCUACCCCUGCAUACCGAGCCGAAGGGCUUUUUCCUGCUGCGUAACAAAUGAGCGAAGCCUCUUCAGCCUGGGGGGGCUUCAGCAGCCGGGACCGCACAACUUCUACUCCAGACCUCACUUUGUCAGCACCAUGGAGGAGUAUGAUCUGGAUCAAAGUGUCUGGCUCAAACCCAGUCGAACGUCAAAGAUGCGAGAGAAAAGGGCGGACUUUGUAGCAGGUUGUCUAGGUGGACGGAUCAUUGCUGCUGGUGGUCUAGGCAACGAGCCAACACCGUUGGGCUCAGUCGAGAGCUACAAUCCGAUCAAGCGACGCUGGGAGUAUGUGGCGCCCAUGCCCACCGCACGCUGCUCGUCUGCUCUCCUGCAGACCGCUGGCAUGCUCUUUGUGAUCGGUGGGGUGGCGCAGGGACCGAGCAAUGCCGUGGAAGCCCUCUGCUUGCAGGAAACCGUGUGACUCGUGCGCCGAGGGCACAACGCUCACAACGGAGCAGGUCCACAAUGGCCUUGAUAUGUUCUCAAAUCUUGCGUGGAAAAGGCCUAAAUGCAUGGCUUGGAUAUGGAGGCUAUCAUGCUCACAUACGUUUCAACCUUCAAUGUGCGACUGAUGGAUUCCUCUGGAUGCUGCACAUAUUCAGCAAGCAUUUUGAAAAGAAAAAAAGGCAUCCGGGGACAUUUGCUGACAGAGCUGGACGAAUAAAUACAAGGACAGCUUAGAUUGCUGUGACUGAUAAGGAGAGGGAACUGACGGCUUGUGUCCCUUGCAGAUGUCAAGGAAAGAUGGAAGAAAAAGAGCAAAAAAUAGACACACACACACAUACGACAGUAUCCGAAGACUUCACAUGCCUUUGAACUAUUGAACAUUUUUUGAGAAUAAAAGCAGGGUACUUUUCUGAAUAUUAAAGGAACAUAGGGCCAUAUCUGUGUUGCGCUCCCCUGCUGCUGCAUCAGCAAGCUGAAAUUUUUCUAUGAUUUUUUUUUUUUCUUUUUUCUAGUCGUAAUAUGCUUAUGGGCCACUUUGUUUUUGUUCUUGAGUGUUGUUACAGCGUUAAGAGUUGCUGUUGCUGGUGACUUUCACUAUCUCAUCAAGAUGAGUGAGUGACUCCUUGUAGGCAGUGACAGUGGUGUCAUGUUGAUUACCAUUGAGCAAGGCAGGUAAUUGUGACUCCUAUAGUAUUUGGACUGAUGCUUUAUUCACUGGGUAACUUAAGCCUGAGUUUAAAUGGACACCACAUGGCUCACUAAUAAAAAAAAAAAAAUUCAUAUGUCAUUAUUAUAAAUGAUUUAAUAAAUAUCCUCUAAUACACAACUCUGGUUAAGGUAUACCCUCCUUACUCACCUUUGUUGGAUUUGAAAUAAACUAGACUUAAUGCUCAAUAACAAUGGUAAAUGGUGUGCAUUUUUAAAAUAAUUGAGGAUAUUGACUUGUAUGACGCAUAUACUUUCUCUUUUCGCAGGCAUACAUUGAUAAUUGAUAGGCACUAGAUUAAUGUUCGCCAUCCUUAAUUUUGCCAAGGCACCUAAUUUACAUUUUGGUACACCAUUAAAUACCCCCCCCCCCCCCCCCAAAUAAAAAUUAAUACUGAAAUAAUGCUGAUCUCAUCUUAAUUUACUCACAAAAUGAUUUACUCUAUGGGAAUUUUGAGGCUGUUUAAUUAAACACUAAGCUUGUACGAAGAAGCCAUGACUAAUUCUGUUGUAUGAAAGGCAACAGGUGGACACACAGGUUCAUUGUACCUUUAGCCAUCUAAUGGAAGAAGAGCAUUGUUUUCUUCUGCCUGUCUAUGUCGCUAACAUUGAAAGUUGAACAAAAAUAUCCUUUGAAGUGAUAAAUAAUAAUUUUCAGCCAAAUUAGGUCAAAUUGCUCAAUUUUCUCCUGGCACACAGCAUCCUGGUUAGCAAUCACCACACUACAUGUCUAUCCGUAAUGGCUGAAAAUUCAGUGCCAUUGACCAACAAUGUAAAAGAAACACGACUAAAAUUACUGAACAUGUUUUAAUCAAAGUCCUGGAAUAGUUCUUCGCGCGUUGGACUUGAAAAUGAAAAGAAAGUUAACAUUUCUGUUGACUAGUUGUGAGUUAUUUAUGUAGUAGUAUUUUUCUAUCAAAUUUAAAUGUAAUUUAAAUGUAAUUGAUUAUUGGUUGGGUUGAAAGUGUAUGUGCUUGGCGUUAAGAGUAUACGAUUUAAAGUACUUCAAAUUUGAAAUAAUAAAAAAAAUAAUGUAAUUUAAAAUACUGAAUAUACGCUUCUGUCUGCCAUACAAAAAAAAACAUUUCUGAGCAAAAAUCUUUUUGAGAUUUUCUGCUGCCAGACAUGACUGCAUUCAACCAUGUCAAAGAUCCAUCCACAUCCACUGCCACAUCAUCUGUUGUUGACCACAGUCACUGUGCUUCUUUAAUCUCCAGCCAUGAGCAGCAAAGUGAUUUAUCAACACUGACGUUAUCCGUCGCACUGUAGUAGGCUUUGUUGUUGGGUCGUUGUUUAUACACACUCAAUCAUAGCUACUGCAUCCAAUCCGCUCCUCAGCCGGCAUUACCGACGUUUGUUGCAUUUCCCCCACCCGCAGUCUCAGUUUAAUGAAUGACAGCAACACAGUGUAUUUAUUACCUCAGCUUGAUAUCAAGCACAUUUCAGAUUCAACAGAUAAAUCAUCUCAAGGUAAUGUGAGCCAGACAGCUUUUGGAAGCAUUAAAUUGACUUGAAAGUACCGAGCAAAACACUUGUUGCCAUAUCAUUGUUUGUUGGGUGGACUAUAGGCCGGUCCACUCAUCUUAGCUUGUUCCCAAUAACACCAGCCCAGAUUUGUUUUGGCCACUUUCUUGGUAUACGAAAUUGUUUCUUUCACCCAUUCGUAAUAUUUGGGUGAAGCUAAGCAAUUCUGUUUGCUCCGAUGAGUUGAAUUUUAAACGCCAUUGACAACUUGAAGUCUUGGCACAAUUGGUUGAUGCACAGCGGCCCACUCUUCUGGGCAAACAGCCUCUUGUGCCUGUAAAUUCUUGAACUGUUCUGCAUGAAGAGCACUUUUGUGGUUUCUCCAAAAUGACAUUUAGAUUUAAGGAACCUGAGACAGCUCCAGGAUAGAUUCAGAGCCAAUGAAUUGUCAACUUGGCCUUGCGUUUUGGCUCGAUAUCUUGCUGAAGACCUCAACUACAGCUUUUGGCUAAUGAAUACAGACUAAUCUCAUCAUGUAUUUUCUUAUGUAUCUUAUGAGUGCAAAUUGACAGCUAGUAUUUUCUGACUGGCUACCAUCUUGCCAUCACUAUGGACCCUGUAUGUUUGCAACUCAAACAUCCUCAAAACCAAGUGCUCCACUGCAGUGUUUCACAGUUGGAAUGUGUGUACUUAAGCCAUGCUGGCGCCUCUCCAAAUGUACAGUUUAUGGUUGUGGAUUUAAAGCUCCAUUUUGAUGUAACAACUUCAGAUGUUUUAUUUUGGUGCUGUUCUGUCUCCAGGCUUUCUUGUGGCACUGUUGUAAUAAUUGCUUUUGUCUGGUGACCCGACCAUGUAGUCUAUUUUUCUUCAACGGCCUCCUUAUUGUUCACCUUGAGACAGAAAGUCCUGCAUCUCACAAGUUAUCUGUGGCAUUUCUUUGUGCUCUGAAAGAUUUUUGUAAAGUUUUGACUGUGGCUUAUUUCCACUUGAAGUUCUUUUUAUAUAAAGUAGAACGUUUUCAUGUUUUAUAAAGUUCAACAACCUCCUGCAGAUGCUUUGAUUAUUGCUUUCCCCAUGGCUACAAACACAGAAGUGGAUGAAAAAUAGAAAGUUCUUUUAAAAACCCAGAAAGUCACACAAACAUUUUUCUGACAUCAUGAUUUUACCCUUCACUCUUUACUCCUUUAGUAGAUGUGUUAUUAAACUCACCUUUUGAUAUUUACACACAUGAAAAAAUACUCGGAAAUAAAAUCAGAAAUGCUUAAGCGCAAAUGGACAAAAUUGACUACUUGUUGCUGUAUCAGGAGAAAAGCAAAAACAAACUUUCAAUAUCAUUUUCACUGAAGAACCACCAACACCUAAUCCAAAUGAAAAAAAAAACAUCACAGAAUGUCUAUGAAUUAAACUUAACAAGGUAAAUAAAUCUAGAAUAAAAUCAGACUGGUUGCGAACCACCAACACCUCAUGCAAAUGAAAAAAAACAUCACAGAAUGUCAAUGAAUUAAACUUAACAAGGUCAAUAAAUGUAGAAUAAAAUCAGACUGGGUGUUCAGAUGACAAGAAUAUACAUCAGAUGUUUGGACCAGCUGACCACUCAAUGACAGAUCUGAUGCAUCAUUUUUACUUACUAUUCCUUUGAUGCAUCAAAGUGACUCAUGUAAUUCAAACUAGAGAAGUCUCUCUGAUCAUAGGAUAGUAAAUUCAAACAUAGUCAGUCAUGAAUACACAGGAGAGGGAAAGAAACAUGCUUCAGAUGAGUGAAAUAGGCACAGGACCAGAAACGCACGCACUCGCACACAUACUUGCUUUUCCUGGCUGUUGCAGUUUAAAUUGCUGGUCUGCAUCCAGACGGAUCUUAUCUUUUUUGAGGAAGCACAUGAGGUUGGUGCCAGUAGACAGUCGGUUAUUUUUGGUGUUCACCAUUUGAUUAUGUUGGGUGCAGGUCAUACAGCACAGCGAGAGCACACGCACGCAUGCAUGCACGCACGCACACACACACUCACUGGAUGCUCAUGACAGAGCAAAUCCAUUUUCCGCUCAGUUAUGAUAGCACAGUUCUAUCUAGGAACAACUCGAGGGGGAAAAAAAGGCUUAUAAGCCAUGAAGUAAAGCAAUUUGGUUGUGUUUUUUACCCCAGUCUGAUAUUGCGGCGGACUGUUGUGUCAUUCUGGCAAAGUAAAACUGGAAACUAUUGCAGAUUUAAUACAUUUUCUAUAUAGGUCUAUGGUCGGAUUUACAAUGGUGAAACUGACGUGGGUGGUUGUGAAACUGAACCAAUGUGUCAGUUUGCAAGCAAAUUGGUGUCUGCACAUUUCUGGCACAGUUCUGUAAAACAUCCAUUUGUUAGGUGAGCCAUCUGGAGCGGUACAAUGACAUCGUCUAAAUGCCUCUUGUGUUUUUCUCUGCU
Syngnathus acus (greater pipefish) is the source of this 6454-nucleotide messenger RNA. RefSeq names its product kelch domain-containing protein 8B-like. Lineage: Eukaryota; Metazoa; Chordata; Actinopteri; Syngnathiformes; Syngnathidae. Gene Ontology annotation, molecular function: protein binding. The record is from RefSeq and is a predicted model, not a curated record. Bases 773 to 1852 code for a protein of 359 amino acids. The transcript is spliced from 7 exons.